GUAAAUUACGGUAAAUAGCAGACGCACUGAUUACUAAAACUAAUGCUAACUGCAUUAGAGUGUUAAAAUUAUUAAUGCCAGAUUUAAAAAACGUGAAUGCAAACAGGUAUACAAAUUACCAUACAAAAAUGUUUACGUUUCGUGUUUAAAUAGAGAUGUUGGCACAUAGGUAAAUCAGUCCUCCUUAAAAAUGGCAACACUUCAAUCCAGAAAUGCUGUACCGUCUGUUAAAAUAUGAAAGAAUAUUAACACAAUAAAAGAAUGUACAAAAUAAUACUUUAAAGCCUAACUCUAUAACUGCUCAAAUCGAAGUUUAAUAAUGCAAUUAUUGUCAAAUGUUAUUUUCAGUGCACAGUUAAUAGAACAUUUUAAGAACAAUUUCUAUUUAAACGAUUUCUAAAUCUAUUGAAUUGGGGGGAUUGCAAUGUAUUGGCGAUUAGAUAUUUUACCCUUAUUCCCAAACGAUGUCAUACUCUUGAUAAAUGCAGUGAUGUUAUGUAGUUGUUUCAACAUCAUUUGUUUUUAUGUAUAAUCUUUUUUCAAAUUGCAAACAAAUACCAACCAGCAUUGUGAUCUUUCUGGGCGAACCGGUACGGGGCCGCCCAGAAACAAUGCAUAACUUAGAUUAUUUCCGUUUUUUUAUUAUCUGAUGCUGAAGGAUGUUUUAUUUUGAAAAAUUACCGGAUUCUCUCCGCCGCAUCUGCCCAUGACUCACACUUGAUGCAUGUCAGCGUGCUCGCCUUCGUCACAAAAAACAAACGUCUUUGGAAAGUUCGUUUGCUCAGAGUAAAAGAGUCAGUGAGGAGACAAGAAGAAGAGCCUACGUCUUCAAAGAAGAAGAAAGCCUGACAUCUGACAGAACAUUCCCGGAGUCCUACUUAAAAUAUGGAUUUAUUGCGACAGGUUGUUCCCACGCACCGUGCACGCGCAGCAUACAAUAUGCGGCGAGCGGCUCUCUAAUGAGGUGUUUUCAGGUCUUCAAGGUCAUUCAUCAGCUGGUGGACACAGAAGAGGACAUCCUGAUGGUGGCGACAGAUGUAAUCAAAGAGUUUGCAGCAGAUUCUGUGAAAUACUUGGAGCUUCGAAGUACACCAAGGGAAGAGAAAAACACAGGGUUAACAAAAAGGAAAUAUAUUGAAACCAUCAUCAGAGCAAUCCAGAUGUGUAAAAAUGAAGGACUGGACAUUGAUGUCAGGUUUCUCGUGGCCAUCGACCGGAGGAAUGGACCUGAGGUUGCCAUGGAGACAGUAAAGCUGGCCGAGGAGUUUCUGCUCUCUUCUGAUGGUCUGGUGGUGGGACUUGAUGUCAGUGGAGACCCUACGGUUGGUAGUGUGAAAACUUUACUUCCAGCUCUAGAGAGGGCAAAGAACAGUGGACUGAAAUUGUCACUGCACCUUUCAGAAGUACCGUCCCAGCUGGAGGAGUCCGACCUGCUGUUGAAUUUACCUCCUGACAGGAUCGGACACGGAACCUUCUUACAUCCUGAGGUUGGCGGAUCUCAAGGUCUUGUCGAUAAAGUGCUGAAGCACAAUAUUCCAUUAGAAUUAUGCCUCACGUCUAACGUUAAAGGACAAACGGUUCCAUGUUACUCCAAGCAUCACUUCAAGUACUGGUACCAGCUUGGACAUCCCACUGUGAUCUGUACUGACGAUAAAGGAGUCUUCUGUACAGAAUUGUCUCAGGAGUAUCAGCUGGCAGCGUCCACCUUUGGUCUCAGUCGUGAAGCCAUGUGGAAACUCUCGCAGCAGGCCAUAGACUGUACGUUUGCACCGGAGGUGGUGAAGGAGCAGCUCAGACAGAAGUGGACAGAUUUACAGCCGCAGGUGUUUCCAUGACAGUGAGUGGAAC
Molecule: messenger RNA, 1848 nt
Organism: Cynoglossus semilaevis (tongue sole)
Lineage: Eukaryota; Metazoa; Chordata; Actinopteri; Pleuronectiformes; Cynoglossidae
Gene: mapda
Product: N6-Methyl-AMP deaminase
Exons: 9
Coding region: 960-1835 (291 amino acids)
Biological process (GO): adenosine catabolic process; inosine biosynthetic process
Molecular function (GO): adenosine deaminase activity
Source: RefSeq, a predicted model, not a curated record